Messenger RNA from Pseudozyma flocculosa PF-1, 1989 nucleotides. RefSeq lists its product as uncharacterized. Gene Ontology annotation, biological process: heme A biosynthetic process. Gene Ontology annotation, molecular function: oxidoreductase activity, acting on NAD(P)H, heme protein as acceptor. The coding region runs from base 1 to 1989 and encodes 662 amino acids. Gene Ontology annotation, cellular component: mitochondrial inner membrane. The transcript has a single exon. NCBI's taxonomy places the organism in Eukaryota, Fungi, Basidiomycota, Ustilaginomycetes, Ustilaginales, Ustilaginaceae. The record is from RefSeq and is a predicted model, not a curated record.
AUGUCGACUUCACUCUCGCGCUCGUUGGGCCUCCAGCUUUCGUCCAGGGCGCUGGCCAGGUCCUCGACCUGCCAUGGCCCCUUCACCCGAUCCUUUGCGGGCCUCUGCGCUCGUCCCUCCCGACCGACGGCUGCGAUUGAUGCUGGUGUCAAGGCCAGGACGGCGAGUCCGUCGCUGCUGCGCAGCUACACCUCGUCGACCACCAUCACCACCGGCGGCCCUCUGAUGGUCUCGACGCGAUCCUCGCUCACCCGCAACUCGACCCUGCUCAAGGCCUUUGCCGAUGCCCGCCGGUCGCAGUCGACAUCUGCCACUGCCACCCUCGCCUCCUCUGCCGCCGCUGCCACCUCCGCAAGCUCUGCCUCUGCCGCUUCAUCCUCGACCGCUGGCUCGACGCCCCUCGUCUCUCGCCCCGUCGUGGCGGUGCAUCUCUACGCCCUCGCCUUCCUCGUCUACGCCAUCAUCGUCGUGGGCGGCCUCACGCGGCUCACCGAGUCCGGCCUCUCGAUCACCGAGUGGAACCCGGGCUUCAAGGGCAUGCGCCUGCCCAUGACGACCGCCGAGUGGGAGGCCGAGUGGGACAAGUACAAGCAGACGCCCGAGUUCCUCCUGCUCAACCAGAGGAUGUCGCUCGACGACUUCAAGUCGAUCUAUCUGUGGGAGUGGGGCCACCGCAUCCUCGGCCGCGUCAUCGGCGUCGCCUUUGUCCUGCCCGCCGGCUACUUUAUUGCGAGGAAGUGGGUCGGCCGCGAGACGAGGCUCAAGCUCGUCGCCAUCGCCCUCGGCAUCGGCUUCCAGGGCUUCCUCGGCUGGUUCAUGGUCAAGUCGGGCCUCUCGAACCCCACCACCAGCGGCACGCAGAAGACGGUCACGGUGCCCGUCCCCGCCAUCAAGGACGACCACCCCAACUCGACGGCCAACACCCACGACGGCCGCGUCCGCUACGACGCCACCGUCACCGUGCCCUCGUCGUCGGCGCAGUCGGCCACCGUCUCGCCCGCCGAGUGGACGCCGCGCGUCUCGCACUUCCGCCUCGCCAUGCACAUGGGCACCGCCUUCCUCGUCUACCUCGCCAUGCUCCACACGGGCCUGUCGGUGACGCGCGACUACAAGCUGGCCAAGGCCAAGGGCGUCGUCGCCGGCGUCCCGCUCCAGGGCGGCGGCGGCGCUGGCGGCGCUGCGAGCAAGGCGGUCCUCGAACGCCUCGCCAACACGCUCAACCACCCGCUCAUCCGACGCCACAGCCGCCUGACCAAGUUCGUCACCGCCCUCGUCUUCACCACGGCCAUGUCGGGCGCGCUCGUGGCCGGCCUCGACGCCGGGCUGGUGUACAACGAGUUCCCGACGAUGGGCGAGGGCCGCAUCGCCCCGCCGGUCGACGAGCUCUUCGACGACCGCUUCGCCCAGAACGACGACGGCAGCGACAAGGUGUGGAGGAAUCUGUCCCAGAACCCGGUCACGGUUCAGCUGAUCCACCGCACGCUGGCCAUCACCACGGCUCUGACCGUCUAUGCGUUGGCGUGGAAGACGCGCAAGGUGGCGCGGCAGUACAAGGACGUGGUCGCGGCGACCGAGGCGAGGAGCGGAGUCGACAGCGCGGCCGCCAUCGGCAGGGUCGCACGCCCGCCUCCUGCCUCUGGUGCGUCUGCCGCUGCGUCCGCUGCUGCUCCGUCCGCUUCCGCUCCGGUCGGCGGCGGUGCGAUCCUGGAUCGCUUCCCGCGGACGCCGCUGCUGCUGGCGUACGCGUCGGCGGGCGUCGUGACGCUGCAGGCGACGCUGGGCAUCACGACGCUCAUCUACAUGGUGCCCAUCCCGCUCGCCUCGGCGCACCAGGCGGGCUCGGUGGCGCUGCUGAGCGUGCUGAUCGGCAUGAUUGCGUCGAUGCGCCGCGUGCCCGCGCGCGCCCUCCAGGCGGCCUCGCAGCUGGCGGCUGGCAACCAGGCGACCAAGCUGCAGCACCAGAGGAUCCUCCAGAAGGUCCUCAGGUGA